Syzygium oleosum is the source of this 1765-nucleotide messenger RNA. Its product is annotated as enoyl-[acyl-carrier-protein] reductase [NADH], chloroplastic-like. NCBI's taxonomy places the organism in Eukaryota, Viridiplantae, Streptophyta, Magnoliopsida, Myrtales, Myrtaceae. Gene Ontology annotation, biological process: fatty acid biosynthetic process. The record is from RefSeq and is a predicted model, not a curated record. Bases 282 to 1460 code for a protein of 392 amino acids. The transcript has 13 exons. Gene Ontology annotation, molecular function: enoyl-[acyl-carrier-protein] reductase (NADH) activity.
UUUUUAAUAGAGGACUCUGGUUUUCUCAUUGCCCUUCGGCGAUUACAAAGUUUUCCCAACAGACACGAACCACCACGGGCCAAAGCACCCACCUUCGAUUUCAUCGAAAACCUCUUCCCUCUCCCCUCCUCUAUUUCUUACUCCCCCCGUCGCAGGCCGACCCAGGCGCCUUCUCCAUACACCAUCUCUCUCUCUCUCGGACAUUGUUCUCUCCGGCUCUAACCUCGGCGAUCCCACAGGAAAUUUUGCUCGAUUUGUCGUGGGUUUGAUUUGCCGGGGAUAUGGCCGCGACCGCGACUCCUGGGACGCACAUGGCUGCGCUGAAGCCGGGCGUCGCUCUACGUAGAUCAGCAGCAGUCAGGCCGUGCGUAGCUUUUUUGGGUGCGGAGCAGAGAGAAGCGUGUUGGGCGAAGCUCGCGAGCUCUUCUCACAUCUCCUCCAGGGACUUGUUCUCGCAGAAACACGCGUCCAAGGUGGUAACCUUCAGGAAUGUCGUCACUAGAGCUAUGUCCAGUGCAAAUGAAAGCACCCCUUUGCCCGGGUUGCCUGUUGACUUGAGAGGCAAGAGAGCUUUUAUUGCUGGUGUUGCCGAUGACAAUGGAUAUGGUUGGGCAAUAGCGAAAUCUCUUGCCGCUGCUGGUGCCGAAAUUCUUGUUGGUACAUGGGUUCCGGCACUAAAUAUUUUCGAGAGCAGCCUAAGGCGCGGGAAAUUUGAUGAAUCACGAGCAUUGCCAGAUGGUUCCUUAAUGAAAAUCACCAAAGUUUAUCCACUGGAUGCUGUUUUUGACAAUCCUGAGGAUGUUCCUGAAGAUAUUAAGGCAAAUAAGCGCUAUGCAGGUUCUGCAAAAUGGACUGUCCAGGAAGUUGCUGAAUCUGUCAAGCAGGAUUUUGGAAGUAUUGACAUCCUUGUGCACUCACUUGCGAAUGGGCCAGAGGUCAGUAAACCUCUGCUGGAAACAUCAAGACAUGGUUAUCUUGCUGCUAUUUCUGCAUCAAGCUAUUCUUUUGUAUCUUUGCUCAAGCACUUUGUUCCAAUUAUGAAUCCAGGUGGUGCUUCCAUCUCUUUGACAUACAUUGCAUCUGAGAGGAUCAUUCCUGGGUAUGGAGGAGGGAUGAGUUCAGCAAAAGCUGCUCUAGAGAGUGACACACGAGUGCUGGCAUUUGAAGCCGGGAGAAAACAUAAAGUAAGAGUGAACACAAUAUCUGCAGGUCCAUUGAGAAGUCGUGCUGCAAAAGCAAUUGGCUUUAUUGACAUGAUGAUCGACUACUCUCUGGAAAAUGCACCCUUGCAGAAAGAACUAUCAGCUGAGGAGGUUGGAAAUGCUGCUGCAUUCCUGGCAUCGCCUUUGGCGUCUGCCAUCACCGGCACUGUCCUAUAUGUCGAUAAUGGUCUCAACGCAAUGGGCGUCGGAGUUGACAGCCCAAUAUUUGAGAAUCUUGAUAUUCCAAGAUCUAAGUAAGGCCGGUGUUUGAAACGUGCAUUGUUUGGUGGGUUCUGCAGAAAAUUUUGGAGUAGCAAAAAUAAGUGCUUCUAGUUCAUUUUCCUUUCAUGCUGUCCCCUCCUGCGGCUCCAAUUCUGGCACCAGUUCUCCAGAACAGGAUUAUCUGCCUGUUUCGCUUGGUUCAUUCUGUUGUGGUUGGUUUUAACAUGCUAAAACCAAGAAAAUAUCAUUUGAGAGAGAAUGUUUUAAGACCCUUUUCUUCGGACAUGUAUCAUUGCAACCUUUGGCUCUUUCUUUUGGAAUGGAGUCAUCCAUUUGUCUCA